AGGUGUGAUGCAUAGCGUUUGGAUGUGUUCGGCUCGACUCGCACCUUUGCUCUCUCCCACCUUGUCACAUCCUCGCCUUCUCUUUCUUCACCCGCACAAAGAUCAAGACACAGAUCAUAAGCCGCGACAUCCACUGCACGGGUCGCUUGCGCUGAACUCUCGGCUGUCAAAGCCGCAUAGGCAUCCCGCAGCAAUCGAGGCUCGCAACGCCGUUCGCCAAAGUGACCUGAUUCUAGCGUGAAGAAAUCUCCAUCAGCACAGCAAAGCCUGCUCUUCUUGUCCACUGUGAUCGACAUCACAGAUCACAAUGUCUAACCUAACGCUAUACUCGACCACCGCCAUCCUGCUUUUGGACGCCUCGGAUGGAUCGCGCAUCGUAGCAAAGUACUACGAACCUCCUCAUGCACAGCCUCAAUCUCAAUCCGGCGCUCCAGCACAUGCGACAGCGAGCGGCUUACCUCCUCAAUUGAACGCCAAGAACAAUUUUGCAACGCUGAGGGAACAAAAGGCUUUUGAAAAGGCUGUAUGGGAAAAGACUAGACGGGCUGCUGGCGAUGUGAUCCUCUACGAUUCGCAUCUCGUCCUCUUCCGAGCUUCUUUGGACGUCAUACUCUACGUCGUGGGUCCUCAGGGGGAGAAUGAGCUGAUGCUCUCAUCUCUGCUCUCGAGUCUGUACGACUCCAUCGCUGCGCUCUUGCAACACGGCCAGAUCGAUCGACGUGCGGUUCUAGAGAAUUUGGAUUUGGUAACGUUGGCCAUCGACGAGAGCGUGGAUGAUGGAAUUAUAUUGGAGAUGGACAGCAUGACGAUCGCUUCUAGAGUCUCUAGACCUCGUCCAGACGUGACAGAGAUGCCGCAAAUCAACGAGCAAACCUUGUCCAACUUUUACUCUUCCGUCAAAGAAAGAGUGGCACAGCGUAUCUUGCAGGGUGGGAUUUAGGCGUCGCAAAACAGAGGCAAAUGAGGCAAAACAGAAUGCAGUCUUGCGUCAUGCUCGUCGCACGUGGGGCACAGGUACCAUGAUGUAUACAAUACGCCGAUCAAGAGUGUCUCGAUUCUGCAUAUCGGUCUGAACUGGACUGAAACGCCUUUUCCAACGCUCUUGCAAAUCCAUCCACUGCGCAGUGGUGGUGAGGUGAG
Ceraceosorus guamensis is the source of this 1140-nucleotide messenger RNA. RefSeq lists its product as hypothetical. Gene Ontology annotation, cellular component: COPI vesicle coat. Gene Ontology annotation, biological process: intra-Golgi vesicle-mediated transport; retrograde vesicle-mediated transport, Golgi to endoplasmic reticulum; intracellular protein transport. NCBI's taxonomy places the organism in Eukaryota, Fungi, Basidiomycota, Exobasidiomycetes, Ceraceosorales, Ceraceosoraceae. The transcript has 4 exons. The coding region runs from base 308 to 940 and encodes 210 amino acids. The record is from RefSeq and is a predicted model, not a curated record.